AUGCGAGCGCAGGAUAUUUCGGGCGGAGGCGAGACAAAGUGGCUGGAGCCAGUAUUUGUCCUCGGCACUCCUCUAAUGGUGUAUCAUUUACUCCGAGGUUAUAAAGCUGCCACUGUGAUCCUCGUAUCACAUGCAGCAGAUUCACGUUGCCCUAGCAUUUAUGAAAUGAGUAAAGACGACUGCGAGGGCUACAGUGAUUAUCCGAUAACUUGUGAAGAUGAUUCUGACUGUAUGGAAGUAUCACAUGCAGCAGAUUCACGUUGCCCUAGCACUUCUGGAAUGAGUAAAGACGACUGCGAGGGCUUCAGUGAUUAUCCGAUAAUUUGUGAAGAUGAUUCUGACUGUAUGGAAGGAAGGCUAUAUACAGAAACCAGCAGGCAUAUGAAACCGCAACAUAAAUUUCCAUGUGCUAACAGCGGAAGUGAUAAGACCUAG
This is a messenger RNA of Gryllus bimaculatus (two-spotted cricket), 435 nucleotides long. The record is from the annotation of a GenBank genome assembly. NCBI's taxonomy places the organism in Eukaryota, Metazoa, Arthropoda, Insecta, Orthoptera, Gryllidae.